CCUUGUUUCAGAAGCCGAAUAACGAACAGAAAUUCGCUUCUCUCUACCGUCGUCUUGUCCAUGGAAGCUCUUUCCGGCUCCGGUUUGCAAAUUCAGAGAUUGCCAGAGACUUCCUGGGGAAUUCAUUGUUCCAAAAUCAGCAGAAAACACCUCCCUUCGUUAAAAAUCAAUCCGAGUUCGGCCAAAACGCCGUCGUUGCGAUGUGCCUCUCGAGUCUCGGCGCUCGCCCGGGAAGUAUCAGACGACGGCAGCGGCGAAGAGGAUACCCGGAUGGAUAACGAUAAUGGUGUCUUGGGCUUUGUACCCGAAGAAUCUCUCCCUUUGUCUCAGUCCGUCAAUGGAUAUUUCAAAUGGAUUGUUCGGCUUUGUUGUGAUGGCCUCUCUCAUAUCCUGAAGGGUAAUAAUUUCGAUCUCAACCAAAGUAUCGAAAAGGAUAUAAAUUUGACGACACCCCCUCUUAUGGUCUCAUAUGGAAGCACAUCUGGCGGAGGUGGUACUAGAGCUGGGCUUUUCCGAACACCUAUAUCUGGAGGAGUACAAAGUGCAACCUCUGCCCACGGUUUACCUAGACCAGCAUUAGCAGUUCGGAAUUUAAUGGAGCAGGCUAGAUUUGCUCACCUGUGUACUGUGAUGUCUCGCAUGCAUCACCGCCGAGAAGGUUAUCCGUUUGGUUCACUCGUAGAUUUUGCACCAGAUUCAAUGGGACAUCCAAUAUUUUCAUUCUCCCCACUGGCUAUACACACUAGGAACUUACUAGCUAAUCCAAGAUGCACGCUAGUUGUACAGAUACCUGGAUGGAGUGGCUUAUCAAAUGCUCGUGUGACAAUAUUUGGCGAUGUCUACCCCCUCCCAGAAGACCAGCAGGAAUGGGCUCAUAAACAAUACAUAGCAAAACACCAACAAGGACCUUCUCAGCAGUGGGGGAAUUUCUAUUACUUCCGGAUGCAGAACAUAAGUGAUAUAUAUUUCAUUGGAGGCUUUGGAACUGUUGCAUGGGUUGAUGUUAAAGAGUAUGAAACCCUUCAACCCGAUAAGAUUGCUGUUGAUGGGGGCGAACAAAAUCUCAAGGAACUAAAUGCAAUAUUUUCAAAACCACUAAAAGAGCUUUUGUCAAAAGAAGCUGAGGUAGACGAUGCUGCUCUUAUAUCAAUAGACAGUAGGGGUAUCGAUAUUCGUGUCCGUCAAGGCGCCCAGUUUAAUGUUCAGAGAAUAUCAUUUGAAGAUGGACAUAGUGUAGAAACACUCGAGGAAGCGAAGAAAGCACUUUGGAGAGUGUUGGAUAAAGGUCGAAUACCCAAUCUGCAAAAGUAAUUGACAUAAUAUUAUGUGUUUGCUCUCUUCCAUCCCAUGUUGUUUGUCUUAGAAACUAAGCUGUAAUAUUUUCAAAGUGAGUGACUGACUGACUGUGUUUCUACUCUGUAGUAUUAUUAGUAGUGUCUUAAUAAUUUAUGACCCACCCAAGUCAGGAUAAUUUGAUUAUAAGCUUUGGCUGUGUUUGUCUGAUACUAGCUAUAUAACUCAUUUCUUUUGUACA
Molecule: messenger RNA, 1534 nt
Organism: Erythranthe guttata (spotted monkey flower)
Lineage: Eukaryota; Viridiplantae; Streptophyta; Magnoliopsida; Lamiales; Phrymaceae
Product: Pyridoxamine 5'-phosphate oxidase family protein
Source: RefSeq, a predicted model, not a curated record